Molecule: messenger RNA, 809 nt
Organism: Triticum urartu
Lineage: Eukaryota; Viridiplantae; Streptophyta; Magnoliopsida; Poales; Poaceae
Product: heavy metal-associated isoprenylated plant protein 20
Molecular function (GO): metal ion binding
Source: RefSeq, a predicted model, not a curated record
UUUCCCCAUCUGUGUAUAUAUAUAUGGCCCCUCUCUUCGCCCCACGGUUCAGUAACCAAAGAACACUUCGCCUCGCCCUCCACCACGCUUCAUCGGUUGUGGUUCAAAGGCAAAAGUCGUGUGAGAUCAUGGGCGCCUUGGAUCACCUCUCUGAUUUGUGUAGCAUGACGGAGACAAAGGAAGCCCUCAAGCUCAGGAAGAAGCGCCCACUGCAGAGAUUUAUGGGUUUUUCACCGUUCUGUUGAGCUGCUAUGUACGUGAUUUAUGAACUGGAGCUUUUUAUGUACAGACGGUGAACAUCAAGGUGAAGAUGGACUGCGAGGGCUGCGAGAGGAGGGUCAAGAACGCCGUCAAAUCGAUUCGGGGUGUGACGAGCGUGGCCGUGAACCCCAAGAUGAGCAAGGUGACGGUAACGGGGCACGUGGAGCCGCGCAAGGUGCUGGAGCGGGUGAAGAGCACGGGGAAGGCGGCGGAGAUGUGGCCGUACGUGCCCUACACCCUCGCCACCUACCCCUACGUCGGCGGCGCCUACGACAAGAAGGCACCGGCGGGCUUCGUCCGCAGCGCACCGCAGGCCAUGGCCGACCCUGCCGCGCCUGAGAUCCACUACAUGAACAUGUUCAACGACGAGGACGUCAACGCCUGCACCGUCAUGUGAUCUAAUCAUCGUAAUCACCAGCUCCUUCCACUCUAGCCGACGCCCAGCCGCCCAGCGGGAAGACAUGCUUGAUAUGUCUUCAUGCAUCACAAAGACUGUAUUUGUAUAUAGUAUAUGUUUUCUCGCUUGGGAAAAGGGGAUACCAAGAAGA